Hyaloperonospora brassicae is the source of this 1665-nucleotide messenger RNA. Lineage: Eukaryota; Oomycota; Peronosporomycetes; Peronosporales; Peronosporaceae. The record is from the annotation of a GenBank genome assembly.
AUGGAUCAGACACGAGACGUCGAAAGUCGAGAUCCAUAUCGACCAAAUUGGUCCGUCACGACGUCUCACAAGAGCGAAAAGGACGUGGACGACGGCAGUUUGCUGUCUCCACUCGUUGACGAUCGAUACAGAGAUGAGCGUUGCAGCGCGUCAAUGGAAAGAGAUGAGGCAGAUGUGGAGGCGCAAGUGCGGGAGGCUUUGCGUCUGUUGGAGGACGAUGGAGACGGAGGGAGCGAGGAAGAGCAGGAACACGAGCAGUGGACAACAAGAGCAUCGGCUGAGACGUACUGGGAAGGCGUAAACGAAGUGAUGGAAGACAAAUGGGUGACGGAUGAUCAAGAAGAGCAGGUGAUGGCUCAUUGGGGGUCAAUGGAUAGAUCAGUGGGCUCGAAAGAAGAAGAAGAUGAGGUCGAGGAGGAAGAGGAGAGAAAUGAGAGACACGACGACGAUGAUAAUGUUGUGCAGAUUGAUGCAGAGACGAGAAUUGAAGAGGAGAAGGGAAGGCAAUCAGCUCAAAACGAUGAGUGGCAAGAAGCUUACACGGCAAAAGGCCGUGUAUACUACUACAAUCGAUGCACACGCGAGUCAUUCUGGAAAAAACCGAGUCAGUUCGAUGCGAGCACGAGCCAGCCUCAAAUGGCCGCUGCAGAGGCUGAAGAGACGACAGAGCGGCAUCCCGUCGUGCUCGGACAGCACUCUGAAGAUCAUGCGCUUACAGCUGUAUCAGCAGUCCCGAGUAUGGAGCACCAGGUGACGUUGUUCUGCUGUUUUUGUGGUGAGCAGCAAGUGUCGGAUCAAUAUGCGGCGCAUUUUCAGGAGUGUGCGACAGCCAACUUUCAUAAGCGACGCUUGUCUCCGCUGUACGCAAGUUUUGAACGUGCCCUGGUGUUGAUGUCGGAAGAUACCACACUGCGUUCGAUGCAUUACGCGGCAUCAUUUCCAGACCCUACGCCUUACGAGCAACCUCAGGCCACUUCAAUGCGAGAUAGUUUGCUCUUGCUACACUCGAGACGUCGCCGUUCUAUCACACAACAGCACAGUACCGAGGGCAGCACGUUACAGAGACGAUCGAGCACUCGAGAAAGUAUGCUUGGAACAGCAAGUGAUGGGUUGAAGGAUCCACUUGAUGACCAGCGCGUUCAUCGGGAGCCUAAAGCAUCUUUGGCCGUACAGCCUGCAUCCGUUUGGCAGUCUAAACAGAAGAUGAAGCGUGAAGUCAGAAAGCAAAACAGCCAACCUACAAGCAGCGUUUUUGGCGGAGUACCAGUAACACAGCAAAAGGAAACGUGCCGGUACUGCAACCGAAGCUUUGCCGAAGGUCGACUUGCCAAGCACGAGGCUGUCUGCCCACGAGUGUUUGGCAACGAAGGCUCGUGGGGACGUGGAACUUCAUCAAACCAAGUUUCUCCUCCGAGCCGAAGGAGUGCAAGUGUCGAAAUUUUAUCGAAACCUGCAGGAUUGAUGGCAUCGAGUUCGCACAAACAGAAAGACCACACGCUGCAACACAGCUAUAUCGAGCAUAAAGCCACGCUUGUGCUUUGUCCAUGUUGCCGUCGAAAGUUUGCGCCCUCGGGUGCGCAGCAACACAUCGCGAUCUGCAAAGGAGUCCAGAACCGCCCCAAGAACUCGAUUCCGCUUCGUCACGACUACACGAUUGCGGGCUAG